Vombatus ursinus (common wombat) is the source of this 2242-nucleotide messenger RNA. RefSeq names its product cyclin H (gene CCNH). Gene Ontology annotation, cellular component: transcription factor TFIIK complex; nucleus. The transcript has 9 exons. The record is from RefSeq and is a predicted model, not a curated record. Bases 92 to 1045 code for a protein of 317 amino acids. Gene Ontology annotation, biological process: DNA-templated transcription; regulation of cyclin-dependent protein serine/threonine kinase activity; regulation of transcription by RNA polymerase II. Gene Ontology annotation, molecular function: cyclin-dependent protein serine/threonine kinase regulator activity. Lineage: Eukaryota; Metazoa; Chordata; Mammalia; Diprotodontia; Vombatidae.
GAGCGGGCUGCGCGGCUCCUUGCUCGUCGUUACCGGCUUCCCGGGGUCGCUGGCCGGCCCUCCGGGUCCCUCACCCUCGCUGCCGCCCAGGAUGUAUCACAACAGCAGCCAGAAGCGGCACUGGACGUUCUCCAGCGAGGAGCAGCUGGGGCGCCUCCGGGCCGACGCCAACCGCAAGUUCAAGUGCAAAGUGGUGGCGAACGGGAAGGUUCUGGCAAAUGAUCCAGUCUUUCUUGAACCUCAUGAAGAAUUAAUAAUCUGCAAAUAUUAUGAGAAAAGACUGUUAGAUUUCUGCUCCAUAUUUAAGCCUACAAUGCCAAGGUCUGUUGUGGGUACAGCAUGUAUGUACUUGAAACGUUUUUACCUCAAUAACUCAGUGAUGGAAUAUCACCCUCGGAUAAUAAUGCUCACUUGUGCAUUUUUGGCAUGCAAAGUAGAUGAAUUUAAUGUGUCCAGCGUACAGUUUGUUGGAAAUCUUCGGGAGAGCCCUCUUGGACAGGAAAAGGCACUUGAACAAAUUUUGGAGUAUGAACUGUUACUUAUUCAGCAGCUUAAUUUCCACCUUAUUGUCCACAAUCCUUACCGGCCAUUUGAGGGUUUUCUCAUUGACUUGAAGACUCGUUAUCCAGUACUAGAGAACCCAGAAGUUUUAAGGAAAACAGCUGAUGACUUCCUUAAUAGAAUUGCUUUGACAGAUGCUUACCUUUUGUAUACACCUUCACAGAUUGCUCUGACUACCAUUCUAUCCAGUGCCUCCAGAGCUGGAAUUAACAUGGAAAGUUAUUUAUCGGAAAGUCUUAUGCUGAAAGAGAAUCGAACCUGUUUGUCACAGUUAUUAGAGACAAUGAAAUGCAUGAAAACCUUAGUAAAGAAAUAUGAACCACCAAGGCCUGAGGAAGUUGCUGCCCUAAAGCAGAAACUAGAGAAGUGUCACAGUGCCGAACUUGCAUUUAAUAUAAAUGUAAAGAAGAGGAAAGGUUAUGAAGAUGAUGAGUAUGUCUCAAAGAAAUCUAAGCUGGAAGAGGUAACUCAACAACCAAUGUAGAAUUAAAAGACAAGUACAGAAGGUAAGAAGAAUUAAAAAAAAAUGUGUCACCAUUCUUUAAAAGUAGCAUCAGGAGUUCUAAAGCUCAGAUUAAGUUGAGGCUGCUUAAGAAUACUAAGAACAACAAAAAGGGUUUGAAGUUUUUUUUAAGCUCUCAGGGAAUGAGGAGCUUCAAAUAAGAGAUAGAACUGUAACUCAGUGGAUGGGACGAUAAUGACAAAAAUAGCUGUUCAAUUCUUGUAUUUUAUUUGUUCAGAGAUCAUCAUCUUUGAACUUUUGGGUAGGACAGUUAUGGCUGAUAGAGAAUUGAUACUCAAGGACAAGGCAUAUAAAGAGAGCACUCGGCUGUUUUCAGUGAAUUCCAGUAACCUGCUUUAAAUGAACUGCAUCAAGGGGCUACUGAAAGAACUAGAUUAAGCCACUGUUAGUUGUCUUUCAAAGACUGAUAAACAAGAGAGAUGUUGCAGGAAUGACGAAAGUAAAUGUCCCAAUUUUUUACAAAAGGGAAAAGAAUAGAAUUUCCAAACUAUAGGUCUCGACUGAUUUCUGGACAAAAUUCUACAGCAUAUUAAAAAGGUGGUUAGUUAACCAUCUAGAAAAAGAAGUGAUUGCAAAAUUCCAACAUAGCUUUGUCAAGAGCAAGUUAUACCAACUUUUAUUUCCUUUUUGGACAAGGUUACUUGUGGAUCUAAUUUAUUUAGAUUUUGUUUGCUAGUUUUUGAUAUUCUUGUGGAAAAGGUGGAGUUAACCAGUUAGAGUUUGUAGUUAGGUGGAUUUGGAAAGUUGUUGAAUGGUAGGAACCAGUCAUUAUUAAUGGUUUAAUGGGAACUUAACUGAGUUCUGGGAUCUGUGCUUGGCCCUGUACCUAUUUAACUGUCAGUGGCUUAGAUUAAGGCUUAGACUAAAUAUCAGUUUGCAGAUAACCUAAAGAUGGUAUAGAGACAGGCUAGAACAUUGGGUGGAAUUGAACAAUGUGCUUUUUUUUCCUUUCAGGAAGAAUGGACUGAUGAUGAUCUUCUAGAUUCCCUAUAACUUUAUGGGUGUUACCAAAAGUGUUAGGUUGGAACAUUUAAAGUUAACUCCUGAGUUCUGAAUUGUAAAGUUUACCACCUCCGCUGAGAGAUAGGGUUUCUUUAUCUUGGAUCAAAAGUGUACAGUGAAAAUAACUUCCAUUAAACUUUUUCUAUUUAUACUUUU